UUGUAGGGGCGCCCAUACCAUGUAAAAGGCUCUGCGGCCCCCUGACAAAUGAGCGAACACUCAUUGGUCAGGUGAAGGAAUCUUUAGCAAGACGCGCUGCCGGCAACGAUGGGAACGAAUGAUCGCACAAACCCUGGUAGGUUAUGAACGUUGACUCCUGAUAAUAAUCCAGUGUAAACCUGCGUCAAUAAACUCGCUAUAUGGUCGUUAGGACCAUAUAUGGAGCACUGACUGCAAGCAGAGAUCUUAAAAUUGAGGAACAGAAACACCUGGUCUAUCUGAGACGUUCUUGGAGAUUCUACAGAAUUCAUUACUAGUUGCUCAUUGUUUUCCCGUGAAGAGUCCGGCAGGCAAGAGGUCACAGUACUGGUACUAUAGUGGAGUAGUAGAGAUGAUGUAGUGUUAAUACCGUGUGAUGCAACAAGGCUGUCGCCUUCAGUCAGGAAGUCACCGAGCAGCCCACAGACCCGAGGGUGGCAGCUUCGCUACGGGAAGUGAUGUUUCUGGCGGCCACCUAUGACAGGAAGAUGUGGUCAGGGACGGAAAUGUCAGUAAAGUAGCUUCACAAUCACCGACGAUGGAGCAGCGUUUACCAUGACGACCAGACUUGAUGGGACCCAGUGCGAUGACCAUGGACAUGAUGGGAAAUUCUGAAGCUCUGGAUGAAGGGGAGCCCUGGACCCCUGUGCAGAGAGAACGCUCCUUCACGGCCGGGUCUCUAUCCGAGAGCUCAGGGUUGAAGAGAAGGAACCAAGGUGAUCGCGCUCGGGCACAGGUGGCAGAGGAGAAGGAGCCCAGCAACAAGAGAGUCAAACCCGUCACCAAGACUUUGUCUGCAAACAGCACCCCCCAACAAGUGAAAGUCACCCCACUGAAGAAGCUCAGCUUGUCCAUCCAGCGCUCCAUAGGCAGCCGGAAUGAAAACCGCCUCUUCAGCUUCUCUCCUCGGACACGGAGCCGAGACAGCGGCUCCGCAAAGAAGAGAAGCAGCAAAUUGUGGAGCGAAACAUUCGACAGCGCGGGGGAGGAACUGUGUGCGCGUGAGAUUAAGAGGCAAGAGGUGAUCUUCGAGCUGAUGCAGGGGGAGCGCAUGCUUGUCGAAGAUCUGCACUUGGUAAAGAAGAAUUACUAUGAACCAAUGUUAAAGUUGGCCAUCAUGACCCAGCAUGAACUAAACCAGAUCUUUGGCAUCCUGGACACCCUUCCUCCAUUGCACCAAGACCUCUUUGAUCGCCUGGUAAAGUUACGACAUGAGGAUGGUACCGUAGAGCAGGUGGGGCCCACCAUGUUGGAUUGGCUUCCUCAUCUUCACAUCUACAAAGCAUAUUGCUGUAACCAAGUAGCUGCCAAAGCUCUGCUGGACCACAAGAGACGUAAUCCAGCCGUGCACAACUUCCUCCAGCUGUGUCAAGAAUCCGCUUUCAGUCGUAAACUAGAUGUGUGGAGCUUCCUUGACUUGCCGCGGAGCCGACUGGUGAAGUAUCCUCUACUGCUGAAAGAACUGCAGAAGCACACCGUGCCGGAGCACCCCGACCAUGCCGCCCUGAGCCAGGCGGUGUCCGUCGUCCAGGCAAUUAUUAGUAUGAUAAACUGCAAAGCCGGGGAGGCUGAAUGCGAAUAUUACAGGAAGAGACUGUGUUAUCUGUACGAAAACCAGGGUGAAGAGGACGUGUCUCGCUCACGGCUCCUACUUUGUCAUGGAGAGCUGAAGAACAAUAAAAGCCAAAGGCUCCAUGUCUUCUUGUUUGAGACCACCCUUGUCCUCACACGCCUGGUGACGCACAACGAUCAGCUCGAGUUCCAAGUUUACCGUCAGCCCAUCCCGCUGCCCGAACUUGUCCUGGAGGAUCUCUGUGAUGGAGAGGUGCGGGUGGGAGGCUCCAUACGAGGGGCUUUCACUACGGCCAACGAGCGAGCCAAAAACUUUUUCCGCGUGAGUUUCCGAGAUCGCUCCAGGGGACAAGCUCACACCUUACAAGCCAACGAUUCCUUUAACAAACAGCAGUGGGUCAGCUGCAUCCGACAUGCUAUGGUGGCAAGUAGGGAGCAGAACGCCAGCCCCGCCACCUCCCAGGACACGCCCAGCACUCUGAUUAACCUCUCAGACCUAAGUCUGAACUGCCGUGAAGACCGUGACCAGAUGGAAGAUAGAUAGAGGACCAUAUGUGGGACAAGGACCUAUUGCAAUGUCUGACGUAUGAGUCGCUCCAUCAGGACUUGGAGCCCCCCUCCCAUUCCUCCAUAUUUCUUACUGUAAUGAUGUAAAUAGUUUUUGACUUUUUAGUUUUUUUUCCCCACAUCCUAAUGUUGGGCUCUUUGAUGGCAGGAUGCAUUAUGGGAUAGUUCCUAAUCCCAGUAGAUUGGAUUUCGAUGUGAAUUUGUUACUUUACUCGGGGGUUACAUCCUUUAUAUCAUAUGUGAUACCUGUUGUUGUUUAAUGCCCCUAAACCAGUGCUGGGCAAACUGCGGCUCUCCAGCUGUUGUAAGACUACAAAUCCCAUCAUGCCCUGCUGUAGGCAGACUGGGCAUACUGGGAGUUGUAGUAUUACAACAGCCCAUCCCUGCCCCAAACAACUCCAGUCCUCAUCCUCUCUUGAGUAGAAUGAAUUACAGGGAGCAGAUAGGAUGAAUAAUAGAUAAAAACAUCACUAACCCAGAUAGAUUAGCGCCAUCCUAUGGGCAGCAUCGGAGGCACCGGUAGGUAUCCUUUCCUUUGACUCUAACAUUAGACAGGUUGUGGACCCCUAAGGCUACUUUCCCACUAGCGUUUUUGUCUGAUCCGGAAGAGAUCAGCAAAAAACGCUUCCGUUAUUGAUAAUACAACCGUCUGCAUCCGUUAUGAACGGAUCCGGUUGUAUUAUCUUUUAAAAUGGCCGGCAUUACAAACAUUGUAAGUCAAUGGGUGCCGGAUCCGUUUUCUGUUGUGUCCGAGAAAACGGAUCCAUUGACACCAUUAACUUGCAUUGCGUGUCAUGCCGUAUCCCAUGCUUGCAGUGGUUCUCUCUCUCCAGUAUGGGAAAGGAACCAUACGGAAUCCAUUCUGGAGCAUUCCGUGAAGUUCUGUCCCCAUUGACAAUGAAUGGGGACAAAACUGAAGCGUUGUUCUCCGUCUGCCGGAUCUCAAUACCGGAAAGGAAAAACGCAGCUGUGGAAGUAGCCUAAGAUAAAAUUAAUUAAAGGGGUUUAUCUGGGAUUGUCAUAUUGAUGAGCUAUCCUCAGGAUAGGUCAUCGGUAUGAGAUUGGUGGGGGGUCUGACUCCCGGGACCCCUGCUGAUGAAGCUGUAUGAGGAAGCUGCGGUGCUCGGUGAGUGCUGUGGCCUUUUCCUAGGCCAUGUGACAUCACGUUCAUCGGUCACGUGGCCUAGUUGCAACUCGGCCCCGUUCAAGUGAACGGAGCUGAGCGUCAACACCAAGCACGGCCACUAUCUAAUGGACGACGCUGUGCUUAGUAGGUAGAGAGGAGGGGGCUGCGGCACUCACCGGAGAGCUGCGGUCUCUUCCAACAGCUGAUUGGCAGGGGGCUCAGGAGUCGGACCCCCGCCGAUCUCGAGCGUAGGUCAUGAAUUAUAAUCACAGAAAACCUCCUUAAGGCCAGGAAUACGUAUAAACUAAAGAAUCUAGCUCACCUGGGAAAAUGGCAAGGGCAGCGUAAAGUCCGGGAGAUGCGACAAUUUUGUAAAAAGUCGCAAACUCAUAGGAUGCGAACCAAUAAUGGACAACUAUUACAUAAACAGUUCAAAUACAGGACCACCCAGGAUCCAAAUUGCAAAGUUACAGAUGAAGACCUACAUCUGGAAUAUUAGAUGGCAUUAUACAUGUACUUCUAUCAAUGUGUCUGUAUACGCUGAUACGAUCUCGUUACAGCCUACUGUAGUCAAUAAAAGACGCGGGAAUGAU
This is a messenger RNA of Bufo gargarizans (Asiatic toad), 3897 nucleotides long. RefSeq names its product rho guanine nucleotide exchange factor 3-like. The record is from RefSeq and is a predicted model, not a curated record. Gene Ontology annotation, molecular function: guanyl-nucleotide exchange factor activity. The transcript is spliced from 12 exons. Gene Ontology annotation, biological process: positive regulation of Rho protein signal transduction. Lineage: Eukaryota; Metazoa; Chordata; Amphibia; Anura; Bufonidae. Bases 611 to 2155 code for a protein of 514 amino acids.